AUGUCCUUGUCAAGCUUGAUACAGACUGUCAAACAAGCCUUCCCAGGCAAGCCUCACUACACAGAAAAGGAUGUCCCUGAUCUCACAGACAAGGUCGUCAUCGUGACUGGUGCCAACACGGGCAUCGGCAAGGAGCUCUCGCAGAUCCUCUACGCCCGCAACGCCCGCGUCUACAUGCUCGCCCGCUCGCGCGACAAGACUCUUGCCGCCAUCGACGACAUUCGCCGCAACGUGCCCGGCUCCGCAGGCACGCUCGAGUACAUCCACCUCGACCUGGCCGACCUGACGACGAUCCGCACCACGGCCGACGCCUUCCUCGCCAAGGAGGACUCGCUGCAGGUGCUCUUCAACAACGCCGGCGUCGGCUUCCCCGAGCACGGCUCCACCACAAAGCAGGGCUACGAGCUCCAGCUCGGCGUCAACUGCCUCGGCACCCUCGCCCUGACCGAGUGUCUGACCCCGGUCCUCGAGCGAACCGCCGCCGCUGCCUCCGCUUCCAAGUCCUCCUCCAAGUCAUCCAGCAGCAGCGUCCGCGUCGUCUUCACCUCCUCCUCGGCCGCCGAGGCCAGCCACCCGGCCAAGUACAUGAGCACCGUCCGCAAGUUCGCCCAGGACCCCCACGCCAUCCCCACGUUCCCCAGCUACGCGGCCAGCAAGCUGGGCAACUACCUGCACGCGGCCGAGUACGCGCGGCGCCACAGCAGUCCAUCUUCGUCGCCGUCGUCAUCGUCGUCGUCCAUCCUUGCCGUCUCGCUGAACCCGGGCAACCUCGACUCGGACCUGUGGCGCACCCAGGGGGCCGCGUUCCACUGGCUGCUGCGCACCUUGUUCUUCUACCCUGUCGUCAACGGCGCGUACACGACACUCUUUGCCGGCUUCUCGCCCGAGGUCAAUGACAAGACUUCGGGUGGUUUCGUCGCACCAUGGGGCCGACUCUGGCAGACCUCACCACCGCUCGCCAAGGCCGCGACCCCAGUGUCCCAGGGAGGCUCGGGCACGGCCGAGGAGUUUUACGAGUGGUCGCUCGCGCAGAUCCGGCCUUACCUCUGA
Messenger RNA from Microdochium trichocladiopsis, 1050 nucleotides. RefSeq lists its product as uncharacterized. Bases 1 to 1050 code for a protein of 349 amino acids. Lineage: Eukaryota; Fungi; Ascomycota; Sordariomycetes; Xylariales; Microdochiaceae. The record is from RefSeq and is a predicted model, not a curated record. The transcript has 3 exons.